CCACUUCAAACCUAACCGUGUGUUCUACUCGUUCCCUGUCUGUGCGGUGUUUCACUGAUAAACUCGUCAAUUGAAAAACCUUCUUACAAAUUUUCAAAAAAAGAAGAAAAUAUGCAGAACGACGCUGGAGAAUUUGUUGAUCUCUACGUUCCUCGAAAAUGUACGGCUAGUAAUCGUAUCAUCCACGCAAAGGAUCAUGCCUCCAUCCAGAUCAAUUUAGCAGAUGUGGACGAAACUACCGGCAGGAUGUUGGAUACUUCAAAGACCUAUGCGAUCUGUGGGGAUAUUCGACGAAUGGGCGAGUCCGAUGAUUGUAUCAACAGGUUGGCGAAAAAAGACGGACUGCUGGCGAAGAAUUUUUAAUUUUACAAAAACUGUAAUAUGAAGCAGAGCGGAAAUAAAUUCGACUGCGAAACAAACCAA
This is a messenger RNA of Folsomia candida, 423 nucleotides long. It is a transcript of the gene RpS21, whose product is annotated as 40S ribosomal protein S21. The transcript is spliced from 4 exons. Gene Ontology annotation, biological process: translation; endonucleolytic cleavage to generate mature 3'-end of SSU-rRNA from (SSU-rRNA, 5.8S rRNA, LSU-rRNA); endonucleolytic cleavage in ITS1 to separate SSU-rRNA from 5.8S rRNA and LSU-rRNA from tricistronic rRNA transcript (SSU-rRNA, 5.8S rRNA, LSU-rRNA). Gene Ontology annotation, molecular function: structural constituent of ribosome. NCBI's taxonomy places the organism in Eukaryota, Metazoa, Arthropoda, Collembola, Entomobryomorpha, Isotomidae. Gene Ontology annotation, cellular component: cytosolic small ribosomal subunit; ribosome. The coding region runs from base 112 to 363 and encodes 83 amino acids. The record is from RefSeq and is a predicted model, not a curated record.